Molecule: messenger RNA, 1598 nt
Organism: Myripristis murdjan (pinecone soldierfish)
Lineage: Eukaryota; Metazoa; Chordata; Actinopteri; Holocentriformes; Holocentridae
Gene: nfkbiab
Product: nuclear factor of kappa light polypeptide gene enhancer in B-cells inhibitor, alpha b
Exons: 7
Coding region: 52-1008 (318 amino acids)
Biological process (GO): toll-like receptor 4 signaling pathway; cellular response to tumor necrosis factor
Cellular component (GO): cytosol
Molecular function (GO): NF-kappaB binding
Source: RefSeq, a predicted model, not a curated record
UCUUCCGAUACAACCAAACGCACUUCGUCUUCACAGAGCAGACGCAGCGCCAUGGACCUUCACCGGACCAGUAUAUUGAAUCAAAUGGAUUACAGCGGCGAUUCGAAAGAGGGCAAGCCGGCUCAGGCGACGGAAGAGCGGCUAGACAGCGGCUUGGACUCGCUGAAAGAGGAGGAAUACCAGGCUGUGGCGGCCGAGCUGACUCGGCUCAAGGUGGACUGCCUGCCGCCGCAGCACCAACAGCAACCCGCUGCGACCGGAGAGCCGCAGGAAUGGAAAACACAGAUCACGGAGGACGGAGACACGCUCCUCCACCUGGCCAUCAUCCACGAGGCCAAGGACUGUAUCAGCACCAUGAUCAAUUUGUCCAGGAACACACACUUCCUCAACACACAGAAUGACCAGAGACAGACUCCCCUCCACCUAGCAGUAAUAACAGACCAGCCGGACGUGUGUGAGCGCCUGCUGGUGGCCGGCUGCGACCCCACGCUGGUGGACGACAGCGGGGACACGCCUCUUCACAUCGCCUGUCGCCGCGGUAACCUGGUCUGCUUCAGCACCAUCACACAGAACUGUCAGUCGGAGCAUUUAAACACCAUCAUGGCUGCCUGCAACUACCAGGGUCAGAAUUGCCUCCACCUGGCCUCAGUGCAGGGCUUCCUCUCACUGGUGGAGACCCUGGUCGCUCUAGGAGCUGACAUCAACGCACAGGAGCAGUGUAAUGGUCGCAGUGCGCUACAUUUGGCUGUAGACCAGCAGAACCUGUCGCUGGUCAAACUGCUGCUGAAGGGCGGCGCCAACCCCAACCACCUGACCUACGGCGGCCAUUCCCCAUUCCACCUCACCUACGGUCGCGAAGACGAUGACAUCAGGAAAGAGCUCUACCCACUGACCAGUCCUGCCCUGAGGGAGCUGCCCGACAGCGAAUCAGAAGACAGUGAGGAAGAGGAGGAUGAGCAGUCUGAUGAGGAGGUGGGAUAUGAUGACAUCCAGUGGAACGGACAUUAACAGGAAGCAAAGGAAGUUGCAGAGGAGGGGGGCUGUGAUGAUGAUGGCAACGGACAACAGAAACUGCCUCGGCAUGUCCGUAUUCUUCCUGCAAUGAAGUCACAGGAGCCCAACAACGUACGGGUGACGCAGCACGAGCGUGUCGACGGACAAACAGGGGGACAGGUCGUAAGGAUGGACAGACAGCUGCACGGUUGACUCAAACAAGCCAGAGACUGACAGCUGAAUAAACCAAUGAGACUGCUCCAGAGUGCCGGAAGCACACACAAACAUGAUCAGAUGCUAAAAAAGAAAAAAGAAGAAAAAAAAAUCCAAAUUAUGAUGGGAUGGGGGUCUCUUAUUGCUGUAUGAUAGAGGAUCGCUUGUAUUCUAUGGACACUGCAAAAGAAAAAAAAACCUCACAAAACAUCCAUCCACACAGUUGUACCUGCAACAUGUAUGUUGUAUGAUAUUGUAAAUGCUGUGUAUACAAAGAUGUAUUUUUUAUGGAAGCUGUGAAUGUGUACAGUUGAGCGGGUUGUAAAUGUCAAGACAGCAAACAGUGCAGCACACUCCAUUUAAAUUAAAAAAAAAACUUAUAUUUAACUCCA